UUAAAAGAACAUUUACUGGGUAAUUAUUCUAAAGAUAUUCGCCCAAUUCGGAAUCAAAGUGAUCCGCUGUUAGUAGAGUGUAACAUUCACCUUACGGAUAUUGUCGACUUGGACGAGGUCCGUCAAAUUUUGUCUGUGAUUAUAAUUUUUAGUCUCCGAUGGAAAGACGAGUUUUUAGUUUGGAAUCCGGACAAGUAUGAAGGGCUAUCCUUCAUUCAGAUGGAUCAAGAAAAGAUUUGGAUACCAUGGAUAAAUUUGUACAGUACACUUGACGAUGCGGACUUAUUUGGGGAUGUACGAUACAGAUUAACUGCUCGUCAGAAUGGACAAAUGACAUGGACUCUAUCUAAGAAGAUAACUGUAGCCUGUUUAAUGAAUGUAGUUCUUUUCCCAUUCGAUACCCAACGUUGCACAUUAGCGUUUACGCCGUUACUGUACAAUACGGAGCAAGUGAAAUUGGUGCACGUUGAACAGUCCGUUAACACAUCUACACUAAAAUCGCAUGGCGAGUGGGUAUUUAGGGCCAGUAAUUAUACCACUCUGGAUUACAAAUUGGAUGAUUUCAAUAUGUCUGUUUUAUACGUGAGAUUGGAAUUCAAACGCCUCACUUUGUUCUUUGUUCAAAACUUUUUAGUUCCAAUCAUCAUUAUAUCGUUUCUCAACUUGUUAACCUUCUGGUUGCCGGACGGCUCCGGAGAAAAGGCUUCUUUCUCCAUCACCGUACUUCUAGCCUUGACUUUCUAUCUAACAAGUGUGAGCAGCUAUCUGCCUCAAAAUUCGAACGAACCAAUCCUUCUGACACUGUACAUAAGUCUCUUAUUGACGCUGAGUUGUUUAACUGUUCUUGUGUCUCUUAUAUUAAUCAAUCGUCACCAU
This is a messenger RNA of Lottia gigantea (owl limpet), 876 nucleotides long. RefSeq lists its product as hypothetical. Gene Ontology annotation, cellular component: membrane; neuron projection; synapse. Gene Ontology annotation, molecular function: transmembrane signaling receptor activity; extracellular ligand-gated monoatomic ion channel activity; neurotransmitter receptor activity. The annotation marks the transcript as partial. Gene Ontology annotation, biological process: chemical synaptic transmission; regulation of membrane potential; monoatomic ion transmembrane transport. The record is from RefSeq and is a predicted model, not a curated record. Lineage: Eukaryota; Metazoa; Mollusca; Gastropoda; Lottiidae. The transcript has a single exon.